Messenger RNA from Pyrenophora tritici-repentis Pt-1C-BFP, 1296 nucleotides. RefSeq names its product DNA repair protein Rad9. Gene Ontology annotation, cellular component: checkpoint clamp complex. Lineage: Eukaryota; Fungi; Ascomycota; Dothideomycetes; Pleosporales; Pleosporaceae. Gene Ontology annotation, biological process: DNA repair; mitotic intra-S DNA damage checkpoint signaling; cellular response to ionizing radiation. The record is from RefSeq and is a predicted model, not a curated record.
AUGGUCGUCCUCAACUUCACCCUUACACCUGAGGCAGCGUCCAAGGUCCACGACCUUCUCGUCUGCCUGGGCAAAUUCAGCGAUACCGUAGCCAUUGAGGCGCGUCGAGAAAAGUUCACGUUCACCGCUCUCAAUCCUUCCAAAUCUGCAUACGCCGCAGUUACGUUGGAUGGCAAGCAGUUCUUCGCCAACUAUGAGUGCAGUCCAAGUCAUGGUGGGCCGGAUGGCCGCUUCACGUGCAGCAUGUACACGAAAGCGCUGCUAUCGGUGUUCAAAGGCCGUCUAUACGAUCCCCUAGGCCGCGAUGGCGCGAUAGAUCGUUGUGAAGUGAGUGUACGGGAGAAUGAGACCCAAUGCCGAUUCAUCGUCAAAAUGGUAUGCAAUCAGGGUGUCAUCAAGACAUAUAAGCUCACGUACGAAGCUGUGGAAGUGAUGCACGCACUAUUCGAUCGAAGCAUCGCAAGGAAUCGUUGGAGUAUGCAUUCUGGUGCCGUAAAGGAGUAUAUUGAGUACUUCGGUACGAAAACCGAGAUGCUUGACAUCUUUGCUGGAGACGAUGGCCGCUGUGUCUUCAAAAGCUACACAGAGAAGAUCACGAACGGAAAAGAGAUCCUGAAACACCCACUUGUCACGGCAGUCGCGGUCAACAUAUCCGAUUUCGAAGAGUUUACGGUUCAGGCGGGCAUGCACAUCAUCAUCAACGUCAAGGACUUCAAGGCUAUUGUUGUUCAUGCAGACACACUAAAGACUAGCUUGAAGGCGUUCUACUCCCAACCAACACGACCAUUGCAGUUCAGCUACGGCAGUGAUAGCCUGAUUUGCGAAUUUACGCUGAUGACCUCGGGUGACUACACUGCAGCUCCAGCCAUUCCAACCCCGGCACCCCAGGCAAUGAGCAGCAGACAUACGUCCCGCGCACCAUCAACUACAAUAGUAGAGCGCGAGGACAGCCGCAGCUUUCGGUCUGACAUGCCUCCACCGGUGCAGCCAGCAUCACGAAGGGACGGGUCGGGUAGAUUACGGAACCCAGGAUCUCGCCAGGCUUCAGCAGCACAAGCACAGCCCACACGCCAUGAUUCAGAUAGUCUGUUUGUUCCCGACGACGAGGAUGCAGCCUGGGCUCCUCUUGACUACGAUAAGGAAGAGACACUGGGCUGGGAUGCGAGCGCCUCCCACGAUGCAUCGGCAUUCCCGACGUUUACGGAUAGUGGCAAUAUGCCAAGGAAGAGCACUGCAGAUAGCACCGAAGUGUUUGAGCCCACUCAACGUGUGUCGCAGAUCCAGGGAUUGUGGUAG